AUGUCUCCUUGUCAUUUCCCUGGGGUGUGCAAGGAAGAAAAGCCCUGUCAACAGAAGAUCUUCGUCACUUGCGAAUGCCAGAGGAUCAAGCAGGAGGCCAAAUGCGCUGCGUCGCGCCAAGGAGACGGAAACACGAAGAAGACCUUGAAGUGCGAUGAAGAGUGUGCACGCCUGGAGCGCAACCACAAGCUUGCUCUCGCUUUGAAUGUCGAUCCCGAGCACCAAAGCGACCAUGUUCCGUAUUCCACCGAAACUUUGAACAUGUAUCAACAGAAUUCGACAUGGGCGGCUACUCAAGAGAAGCAGCUCAGACUGUUCGCUGCUGAUCCUGAAGCGAAACGCUUCCGAUUCAAGCCAAUGCAGCGUCAUCAGCGAGCUUUCGUGCAUUCACUUGCCGAAGACUUUGGCUUUGACACGGAGAGCAUGGACCCCGAGCCCCAUCGUCAUGUCGCCAUCUUCAAGACACCUCGUUUCGUCAUGGCACCUAUGAAAACACUAGCAGAGUGUGCGCGGACCCGACCAGUCCAACGCCCUAUACCUGCACCAGCAGCCACUGCGACAUUGCGUCCUAAGCCAAGCAACACGACUGGCGAUCCGUACAACGCUUUCCUCGUCACGAAUCCGCGAUUUGCCUUGACCAUCGAAGAGGUCAGCACCGUCGUCAAGUCUGUAUUGGCCAAGACAUCCUUCAGUCUCGACCUCGAAGUCAACUUCCUCCCCAGUGAAGCCGUCACGCUCAAACCCCCGCUCGUCGCGCGUCUCAACACCGACGAACGCUCGAUGCAGAAGCAGCUGGAAUCCAUACAAGAACCUCUCCAGCAAGCUUUCUUGGCUCAGAAGAUUGGCAAGAUCCAACUCGCGCGCCUAGAUUCAAGUCUCAACAUCCUACGCAAGGAAUCAGACAUUGGCCCUGGUAGCGGAUGGAGCACCGUGGCUGCAGCGAAGGGCGCGCCAUUGAGACAGGUUGCUAGGGGCACAGCGUUUGGCAACAAGGGUGGCUUUGCGGUGCUGAGCUUGAGCAAUAAGAAGAAAAAGAAGGAGAUCGAGGUUGUGGAGGACUGGGAGGCUGCGGAGGAGCAGGAAGAGGAGAAGGAGAUGAAGGCUAGUGGAAGUGGUGCGAACAGUGGGGUUGUGAGUGAGAACGAGGGAGGUGCAUCGUCACGGCCUGAUAGUGCUGGUCCUGCGGUGGAGGGCUCUUCUGAUGAGGCGAUUGUUCCAAUGACGCCAGGAACUAUAAACAUCCACACUCCGGGCAACGCACUCAUAAACCCCGUCAAACACUUCGCCUUCGGAUACUUCGCAUACACCUCAAACCCGUCCAGAAACCCAUUCACCAAAUUCGUAAGACUCCACAACAACAUGCUGACCGCAAUCGCCCAAUACGGCGCCGACGACAGGCCGUACGGGUUGUUUUUGAAAUGCGCAUUCGACCGCCCGGCCGAGGAGCAGGCGGUGGGCGCGGGAUUUGGCCCAGCGGCGCUCGAGGGCGUGGGUUUCUGUGCGCUCGAGGGAAAGUUGGCGGUCGCGGAGCCAGGUUUGGCAUUCGGCGAGGGUGUAGUGCACAGCGUCGAGGAAGUCGAGUUGCAUGGUUACUUUGCGAGUGGAGUCGAUUGGGUAGGUUAUUGA
Molecule: messenger RNA, 1626 nt
Organism: Parastagonospora nodorum SN15
Lineage: Eukaryota; Fungi; Ascomycota; Dothideomycetes; Pleosporales; Phaeosphaeriaceae
Exons: 3
Coding region: 1-1626 (541 amino acids)
Biological process (GO): negative regulation of transcription by RNA polymerase II
Cellular component (GO): nucleus
Molecular function (GO): DNA-binding transcription factor activity, RNA polymerase II-specific; RNA polymerase II transcription regulatory region sequence-specific DNA binding
Source: RefSeq, a predicted model, not a curated record